CGUUUUUCCAGAGGCACCCAAGAUGGCGGCGUCCAGCAAGCAAACUCGCUCGAUAUGAAAACAUGAAGAGGUAUUCUUUCGCCCGCCUUUCCCAAUGGGCUUGAUUCCAAUGUGAUGAUGCUCUUUUGUCUAUUUUCACUGAGCUGCCUUUGUAAACUUGCCUUGAGCCUCUGUUUUGGGGGUGAAGAGAAGGAUCAACGGUGAUAAUGAUCACAAAAGGCUACAAAAGUAUUUUCCCCUUCUCCAUCUGAUAGAAGAGAGAGGAAGCCACCAUGCCAACAGUGGUGGUGAUGGAUGUGUCCCUCUCCAUGACUCGGCCAGUCUCUGUUGAAGGAUCAGAGGAGUAUCAGCGGAAACACCUUGCCGCCCAUGGCUUAACUAUGCUGUUUGAACACAUGGCCACCAACUACAAGCUGGAAUUCACUGCUUUAGUUGUGUUUUCAUCGCUUUGGGAACUGAUGGUGCCCUUUACGAGAGACUACAAUACUCUGCAGGAGGCCCUGAGUAAUAUGGACGACUAUGAUAAAACAUGCCUGGAGUCGGCUCUGCUCGGAGUGUGCAAUGUUGUGCAGCAAGAAUGGGGUGCCGCCAUUCCUUGCCAGGUUGUCCUAGUCACUGAUGGCAGCCUAGGCAUUGGCAGGGGCUCCCUCCGCCACUCUUUGGCCACUCUGAACCAACGAAACGAAAACAACCGCUUCCCACUGCCAUUUCCAUUUCCAUCAAAGCUCUACGUGAUGUGCAUGGCCAACCUAGAGGAGCUCCAGAGCACAGAUUCUUUAGAUUGCCUUGAACGCCUUAUAGACUUAAACAAUGGGGAAGGCCAGAUCUUUACUAUCGAUGGACCCCUUUGCUUGAAGAACGUCCAGUCCAUGUUUGGGAAGCUAAUAGAUGUUGCUUAUACGCCUUUCCAUGCUGUUCUGAAAUGCGGCCACUUAUCUUCCGACGUGCAAGCCUUUCCAAGGCCGGAGCCCUUUGUGAUUGAUGAGGAAAUUGAUCCGGCCCCUAAGACUAUUAAUACAGAUCUGGAAAUAGUUGGCUUCAUUGAUAUUGCUGAUAUCUCCAGCCCCCCUGUCCUGUCUCGGCAUUUGGUGUUGCCCAUUGCUCUCAACAAAGAAGGCGAUGAGGUGGGUCCAGGGAUUGCUGAUGACGUCGAGGAUGAGAAUUCAGCCAACCAGAUAGCGGGCAAGAUCCCCAACUUCUGUGUGUUGCUGCACGGGAGCCUGAAAGUGGAAGGCAUGGUGGCCAUUGUUCAGUUAGGGCCUGAGUGGUACGGGAUGCUUUAUUCCCAAGCCGACAGCAAGAAGAAGUCCAACCUGAUGAUGUCUCUCUUUGAACCUGGACCAGAGCCUCUCCCUUGGCUGGGGAAGAUGGCCCAGCUUGGUCCCAUCUCAGAUGCUAAAGAGAAUCCAUAUGGCGAGGACGACAACAAGAGCCCCUUUCCCCUGCAACCCAAGAAUAAACGCAGCUACGCCCAGAACGUAACUGUGUGGAUUAAACCCAAUGGGCUCCAGACAGAUGUCCAGAAGAUACUUAGGAACGCAAGGAAGCUCCCUGAAAAGACACAGACCUUCUACAAGGAGCUGAACCGCUUGCGCAAGGCGGCCUUGGCCUUUGGGUUUUUGGACCUGCUCAAAGGGGUGGCCGACAUCCUGGAGCGGGAAUGCACUCUCCUCCCGGACACUGCGCACCCCGAUGCCGCCUUCCAGCUGACCCACGCAGCCCAGCAACUCAAAAUGGCCAGCACCGGCACCUCCGAUUACGCCACAUACGACCACAACAUCACACCACUGCAAACUGACUUCUCCGGCAGCGGGACGGAGCGGAUGUGAGGGACCUCUGAUGACCAAGCCCUCCCUCCAAAGACAUAGUGCAUGUUUCUCCCCGACAUGCACCGUGUUAAUCCAUGCUUGCUCAGUAGGGCUGGACUUUAUCAUUAAAUUUUUGCUAUAG
This is a messenger RNA of Anolis carolinensis (green anole), 1950 nucleotides long. It is a transcript of the gene ints14, whose product is annotated as integrator complex subunit 14. Gene Ontology annotation, biological process: snRNA 3'-end processing. The record is from RefSeq and is a predicted model, not a curated record. The transcript is spliced from 12 exons. Gene Ontology annotation, cellular component: integrator complex. NCBI's taxonomy places the organism in Eukaryota, Metazoa, Chordata, Lepidosauria, Squamata, Anolidae. Bases 273 to 1829 code for a protein of 518 amino acids.